Hypanus sabinus (Atlantic stingray) is the source of this 2286-nucleotide messenger RNA. Its product is annotated as protein mono-ADP-ribosyltransferase PARP6. Gene Ontology annotation, molecular function: NAD+ poly-ADP-ribosyltransferase activity; protein serine/threonine kinase activator activity; kinase binding. Gene Ontology annotation, biological process: endoplasmic reticulum unfolded protein response. Lineage: Eukaryota; Metazoa; Chordata; Chondrichthyes; Myliobatiformes; Dasyatidae. Bases 1 to 2286 code for a protein of 761 amino acids. Gene Ontology annotation, cellular component: intracellular anatomical structure; endoplasmic reticulum tubular network; nuclear envelope. The transcript is spliced from 26 exons. The record is from RefSeq and is a predicted model, not a curated record.
AUGCAAGGAUGCAAGCUGUUGGUGAAAUGGCCAAAGUCUAACAGCAAGGAGAGGGAAACCAGUAAUGCAGAUAUGAGCCUGAUUUUAAGUGGCAUCAAGGGAUCAGCAGAAAAGAAGUUGAAGAUGGGUGACCUGAUCUACAGCUACGGAAAGGAGAAAUUUGGAGUGAAGGAACAAGUACUUGCAACAAUAACAAAUCUGGUAAAACACUACUUCCAGGAUCUGCAAGGAUGUGGUUGGCCAAGUCCAACUUGGGAGAUCCAGGCUCAGGCUCAUCCCAAAGGCUCCUCAAUGGCACAAGGCAAUAUCAGUGCAGAAGAGAUGGCGUGUGGUGGAAUAGGUAAGGCUGGGAACAGUUCAGAACGAGGUGCAGCGUGUCUCACAAGGCUUUCCCCAGUGGUCUGGCAUUUCCCUCACUCAAGCCUAAAAGGGUGGUCAGGUGGCAACCAAGGCUGUCAACAGGACAUCAAAGGCCAGUACUGGACCGAUGAGGAUUCUGAUGGAGACAAUGACUCUGACGAAUUUCUGUAUGGUGUGCAGGGUAGCUGUGCAGCUGAUCUAUACCGGCACCCACAGCUCGAUGCAGACAUCGAAGCAGUCAAGGAAAUUUAUGGAGAAAAUUCCGUCUCUGUCAGAGAAUAUGGAACAAUUGAUGAUGUGGAUGUGGAUCUCCAUAUUAAUAUGAGUUUUCUUGAUGAGGAGAUUGCAACAGCCUGGAAGGUGGUGAGGAUAGAGCCCAUUAUACUCAGACUCAGAUUCUCGUUGUCACAAUACUUGGAUGGACCUGAGCCGUCAGUAGAUGUUUUUCAGCCAUCCAACAAAGAAGGAUUUGGUCUUGGCCUCCAACUAAAGAAGAUUCUGGGAAUGUUUACUUCUCAGCAGUGGAAGCACCUGAGCAAUGACUUCCUGAAACACCAGCAGGAGAAGAGGCAGAGUUGGUUCAAAUCCAGUGGUGCAGUGAAGAAAUUCCGAUCAGGGCUCAGCAUCUUCUCUCCCAUUCCAAAAUCUCCGAGCUUUCCCCUCAUCCAGGACUCUGUAUUGAAGAGUAAACUUGGGGUUCCAGAUCUCCGAGUCAAUCGCAUCAUCAACCGCUCCAUCUCUUGCACUAUGAAAACCCCUAAGCCAGAGCUCUUUGGGUACCCUGCCGCCAAUCAGGCUGGAAGUCACUGUAAGAACAUUCCAACGUUAGAAUAUGGGUUCCUUGUACAGACAAUGAAAUAUGCAGAGCAAAGGAUCCCCACACUGAAUGAAUACUGUGUUGUGUGUGAUGAACAACAUGUCUUCCAGAAUGGCUCCAUGCUGAAGCCUGCUGUCUGUACACGGGAGCUCUGUGUUUUCUCAUUCUACACACUGGGAGUGAUGUCUGGAGCAGCGGAAGAGGUGGCCACUGGAGCAGAGGUGGUGGACCUACUGGUGGCAAUGUGCCGAGCUGCUCUGGAGUCACCAAGAAAAAGCAUCAUUUUUGAGCCUUACCCUUCUGUUGUGGACCCAAGUGAUCCCAAGACGCUUGCUUUCAAUCCUAAGAAGAAGAAUUAUGAGCGACUGCAAAAAGCCCUUGACAGUGUAAUGUCAAUCAGGGAAAUGACGCAGGGAUCAUACCUGGAAAUCAAAAAACAGAUGGACAAGCUGGACCCUCUGGCUCACCCAUUGCUGCAAUGGAUUAUUUCAAGUAACAGAUCACACAUUGUGAAACUUCCACUCAGUAGACAGUUGAAAUUCAUGCACACAUCACAUCAGUUUCUUCUACUGAGCAGCCCACCGGCCAAGGAAGCCAGGUUCCGCACAGCCAAGAAGCUCUAUGGCAGCACAUUUGCCUUUCAUGGUUCGCACAUUGAGAACUGGCAUUCCAUUCUGAGAAAUGGCCUGGUCAACGCAUCAUAUACUAAACUACAACUGCACGGUGCAGCCUAUGGCAAAGGAAUCUAUCUCAGCCCAAUCUCCAGCAUCUCUUUCGGUUACUCAGGAAUGGGCAAAGGGCAGCACCGCAUGCCAUCCAAGGAUGAACUGGUUCUGCGCUACAACCGGAUGAACACAAUCCCCCAGACGAGACCCAUUCAGUCCAGAUUCUUGCAGAGUAGAAACUUGAAUUGUAUAGCACUUUGUGAAGUUAUAACUUCAAAAGACCUUCAGAAACAUGGGAAUAUUUGGGUCUGCCCUGUCUCGGAUCACGUCUGCACUCGUUUCUUUUUUGUGUACGAAGAUGGACAAGUUGGAGAUGCCAACAUCAAUACUCAGGACCCCAAAAUCCAGAAGGAAAUUAUGCGUGUUAUUGGCACUCAGGUUUAA